GACUUUCCCCUUGUGUAUAUUUUUUACUCUGUCUGAGCUUGUUUAACUGUCAGCAGCAGGUCAUUAUCAUCAGGUCUGAACCUGGAUUAAUCCCAUCCCACUACUUAAUCUGGACAUCUGCUGGACGGUCCUGAAACACACCUUACCUUUUCAAUCUACCUCCUUCCUAACGCGUGCUGUUUCAGCAUGCAGCCUCUCAGGACACUGGGCUCUCUCAUUCUCAUGAUAUACUUGUGUGAUGCAGAUGGUACAUGCCCUCUCACCCUGACACCUCCUGUGGUUAUAGGAGAGCAUGGAGAAUCAGUGAUGGUAAACUGCAGCAGCACGCUGUUGGAUCAUGAGGGGCUGUACUGGAAAAUAAGAAACAUAGUCUCAGACUUAGAAGAGGACGAGAAUGUCAUCUCUGAGUCGUUGGAACUUGCAGACUGGAAUAUGACAGCUGAGUGCAAAAUAAAGCUGACUAAGACUGCAGAGUGCAGCAAAGACCUGGAAAUCAUUGUGUACAAGAACCCAGACUUGUACAUUUUUCCUACAAGCUACACUGAUUUGGAGGAGGGGAUGCAGUACGAGCUACAGUGUGAUAUCAUUGAGGUUGCUCCAGUUCAAAACCUCACUGUGAGAUGGUACAAAGGCAAACAAAUCAUCAAGACAGAAACCUUCACCGACGCAACCAAAAGACCGGUAGAGGUAUCUUCUAUGCUGAUGUUCAACCUCAGCAGAGGGGACCAUGGGGCUGAGUUCUGGUGUGAGGCUCAGCUAGACUUUGGGCUACAAGGAGUAACAAAUCCUGUUAACUCAAAAGUGCAUCGUGUUUCUGUUCUGUAUGCCCCAAAAUUCAAGAGCAACAAAGUAAUUGAUAACUACUAUUUGGAAGAGGGUUCAAAUGUCAGCCUGAGCUGUGAAGCUGAGGGGAACCCUCCUCCUGUCUUCAGCUGGACUCGUGAUGGGGUGAAUUUACUUGAGAAGACAAGUCAUCUGAACCUCACCCUAGAAGACAGCGCAAUCUACAACUGCACAGCCUCCAAUCAACUGGGAAACAUAACUAAGCAAACCAGUGUUCAAGUGUUCAAAAUUGCUAAGAUUGACGCUCUUGUAGGCAUGACCACACCUGAGGCAUCAACACCAACGUACCAGAAAGCAUUAACUUCAGACAUUCCUCAGACAUCAGCACCAACUUUUUCUGAGACAGCAGCACCGACCAGCGUGGAUGUUUCAACACAAGAAGGUUGUCCUCUUAUGCUGACACCUUCUGAAAUUGUGGUGAAAUUUGGAGACCCAGCAUCAGUAAACUGCAGCACAUCAGCUCCAGAUGCUUUCUUAAUUGGCUGGGAGUCUGCAAUUGGAGGCACAGGAGUUCAGAAGCCUCCUGCAGUCACCUGGAUGGCUAAAAAGUUGGAUCAGUGGGACAUUGAACCUAAGUGCUUUCUUACCAAACAAAACAAUGAACAGUGCAUUGUGAUGCCAGUCGUUACUCUUUACAAAACUCCAGACUUUGUGUCAGUCUCUGAAAUGGGUCCAGGCCCAAUGGUAGAAGGGAAAAACUUCCUGCUGACUUGUCAUGUCAUCAAUGUGGCUCCUGUGCGUAACCUCAAACUGAUGUGGUACCAAGGCAAUAAAGCUGUGCACAUGCAAACAUUUAACAACACCGGUGUGACCCCAGUCAAUGUGUCCUCCGACCUGAAAAUCAUCCCAAAGAGAGAAUAUAAUGGAGUGGCUUUCAUAUGCCAGGCUGAGCUUCAUCUAGGGCCAAGUGGUCCAGAGGCAGUUCCUACUGUGACCUCAUCACCAUACAUAGCUGAUGUGCUUUAUCCUCCACUUUUCAAGGAGGAAAGUGACCAUGUGGAGGUGACAUCAGGUGAAAGUGUGACCCUUAACUGCAGUGCUAAGGGUAAUCCAUCACCUAAGAUCCAUUGGAAGUACCCUCGUGCAGCAAAUGUGAAGGAGAUCACUAGAGGGCGCCAGAGGGAUAUCAUCAUCACAGAAGCCACGUCUACCAAUGCUGGUGUUUACAUCUGUAAUGCCACGAAUGAUGCUGGGACUGUGACAAGAUCUGUCACAGUGACAAUGAGAAGUAAAACAGCUGCAGGCUUCCCAUUGUUCAUAUGGGUUUUGCUCAUUCCCCUUGUGGUCCUCACCCUCAUCAUCAUCAUCAUUAUUUUCCGCAAACAACAAAAAAAAAAUGGACAAUAUAGUUUUGUUUCAAGCCAAGGAACAGACAAUAUCCCAAUGACCAAUAAGCCUGAAGCUUAGGAUAUUUAUUACCCUCGGGAUAUCAGUCUGGGAGUUCAUAUCUUAAGAAAUCAUGUUGUGUUAUCAGCAUGGCAAGAACUGCCUGUAUAUUUUGUCAUUUUUUGACAUUGUUUACACUGAUGAGUACAUAUUUUGAUUUUUUAAAAUAAGCUCAAGGAGGAGAGUUAUCCAUCUAAAAGAAGCACCAGCAGUACAGGUGAAUUGUAACAAUUUAUUUGUCGUUCUCUGAGGUGUAAUAUAUACAUUUUUUAUGUUUUUUUUUAAUGAAUAAGAACUUUCAACAUGUUAUGCUUUGUCUGUCUAAAAAGUCUUCACUGAUCAGCCGUGGUUCAACAUAUUAUGUACUCCAUUUGUCUUUUUCUGAGUUUGUGUAUUAAUAUAAUUCAGGUAUGCACAAUGUUACUCACCUCUAAAUUUUGGCCAUAGAUACUAAUGUAAAUAAGUACUAACUUUCUAAUAUGUACAUUUCUUUGUUCAUCCUCAGUCUUUAAACUUAAAGGUGGGCUUUAAUGACUCAAGUAUGUUUUCUUUGUUCAUCUGUAUAAAGUUUGUUCAAAAAACUGAAGUUUUAGGUCUGAAAUCCAAUUUAAAUAUCAGUAUCUAUAUCCUUAUCGCCUAAAAUUAAUCUGUAAAUUUGACCCCCCCCCCAAAAAAAAAAAAAAUCAAAUAUUGCGCAUCCCUAAUAUGUAUGCCAACAAAAACAAUCUUGCUUAUGCUUAAUAAAGUGAAAAAG
Messenger RNA from Cheilinus undulatus (humphead wrasse), 2983 nucleotides. It is a transcript of the gene icam5, whose product is annotated as intercellular adhesion molecule 5. The record is from RefSeq and is a predicted model, not a curated record. Lineage: Eukaryota; Metazoa; Chordata; Actinopteri; Labriformes; Labridae. Bases 187 to 2250 code for a protein of 687 amino acids. Gene Ontology annotation, biological process: cell-cell adhesion. Gene Ontology annotation, cellular component: membrane. The transcript is spliced from 8 exons. Gene Ontology annotation, molecular function: integrin binding.